Molecule: messenger RNA, 1524 nt
Organism: Zasmidium cellare ATCC 36951
Lineage: Eukaryota; Fungi; Ascomycota; Dothideomycetes; Mycosphaerellales; Mycosphaerellaceae
Exons: 2
Coding region: 1-1524 (507 amino acids)
Biological process (GO): proteolysis
Molecular function (GO): serine-type endopeptidase activity
Source: RefSeq, a predicted model, not a curated record
AUGAAGUCCUUCAUCGGCAUGGCGCUGCCGCUGCUGGCCUCGGCCUCGCCCAUGCUGCACGAGACGUCCAUCCACGGCGAUGCAGCUCCCAUCCUCUCCUCUGCAAACGCGCAGGAGAUCCCCGACAGCUACAUGAUCAAGUUCAAGAAGCAUGUCACUACCAACCUGGCCGCCCAGCACCACGACUGGGUCCAGGACCUCCACAUCAACACCCAGAAGGCCAAGGUGGAGCUGAAGAAGAGGUCGCAGACCCCAAUGCUUGACGACAUCUUCCACGGUCUCAAGCACACAUACAACUUUGCAGGUGGCUUUAUGGGAUACUCGGGUCACUUUGACGAAGACGUCAUUGAGGAGAUCCGUCGACACCCAGAUGUCGAGCUGAUCGAGAGAGAUCAAGAAGUCCAUACCCUCAGCAGUGAUGGUGAGCUCGAGAAGAACGCCCCAUGGGGUCUUGCUCGUAUCUCCCACCGCGACAGCUUAUCUUUCGGUACCUUCAACAAGUACCUCUACGCCGAGGACGGUGGCGAGGGUGUCGACGUCUACAUCAUCGAUACCGGCACUAACACUGACCACGUCGACUUUGAAGGUCGUGCUUCGUGGGGUAAGACCAUCCCAGCUGGCGAUGCUGAUGAGGAUGGCAAUGGACACGGAACACACUGCUCUGGCACUGUUGCUGGCAAGAAGUACGGCGUCGCCAAGAAGGCCCACAUCAAGGCCGUCAAGGUCCUGCGCUCUAACGGUUCUGGCUCCAUGUCUGAUGUCGUCAAGGGUGUCGAGUACGCCGCCGAGUCUCACAGCGAGCAGGUCUCUAUCGCUAAGAAGGGUAAGAGAAAGGGCUUCCGUGGCUCUGCCGCCAACAUGAGCUUGGGUGGUGGCAAGUCUUCUCUGCUUGACCAGGCAGUCAACGCGGCCGUUGAUGCUGGUAUCCACUUCGCUGUCGCUGCUGGCAACGACAACGCCGACUCCUGCAACUACUCCCCAGCCGCCGCUGAGAACGCCGUCACUGUUGGUGCCUCCACCCUCGCUGACGAGCGUGCCUACUUCUCCAACUACGGCAAGUGCAACGACAUCUUCGCCCCAGGUCUCAACAUUCAGUCCACCUGGAUCGGCAGCAAGUACGCCGUCAACACCAUCUCCGGUACCUCCAUGGCUUCCCCACACAUUGCUGGUCUCCUCGCCUACCUGCUCUCUCUCCAGCCAGCCAAGGACUCCGCCUACGCUGUCGCUGACAUUACCCCAAAGAAGCUCAAGGCCAACCUCAUCUCCAUCGCCACUGAGGGUGUCCUCACCGACGUCCCAAGCAACACUGCCAACAUCCUCGCAUGGAACGGUGGUGGCUCGUCCAACUACUCUUCCAUCAUUGAGAAGGGUGGCUUCGAGGCCAAGGUCAAGGCCACUCCCAUCGACGUCGUCGAGAAGGUUGGCGAGACGGCCAGCGAGGUCGCCCAGUCUCUUGAGGAGCUUGAGGAGAAGCUCGAGAACGACAUCAAGGACUUCUUGAAGACUGUCAAGUCUGAGUUCUAA